AUGUGCGGCGUGGACGGCCACUCCAUGUCGCCCACCUUCAACCCGCUACGUGACAAAACCGGCCUGCCAUUCCGUGCCGCCCUUAGCGAUCGCGUGCUAUUAGACAGGCUGUCGGCGCGUUACAUGCAGUACCAGCGGGGGGACGUUGUGGUGCUCAGAUCACCCAUUGAUCCCGACGUGUGCCUCAUAAAACGUCUCAUCGCACUACAGGACGACUGGGUAACAGUGCCGAGCGACAGCACCACUGACGCCAGCACCAGCGGAAGUGACGCCAACAGGGGUGAUGACGUCAUCAGGCGGAUCCCCAAGGGCCACUGCUGGGUGGAAGGGGACAAUGCUGAUGUCAGCGAGGAUUCUAAACACUUUGGCCCGGUGCCACUCGCACUGCCUGAGAGUCCGGUGCUCUGCAGUGUGUGGCCUCUCCACAAAAUGCUGAAUUCUCUUCUUCUCCCGUUCCUCCUGCACCCUGCACCUUACCAUCUGCACCCUGCACCUUACCAUCUGCACCCCGCACCUUACCAUCUGCACCCUGCACCUUACCAUCUGCGCCCUGCACCUUACCAUCUGCACCCUGCACCUUACCAUCUGCGCCCUGCACCUUACCAUCUGCACCCCGCACCCUACCAUCUGCACCCUGCACCUUACCAUCUGCACCUUGCACCCAUCUGCACCCUGCACCUUACCAUCUGCACCUUGCACCUUACCAUCUGCCAGGUGCCACUUGCAUUGCUGGAGGGCCGGGUGCGCUGCAUUGUAUGGCCUCCCCACAGAAUAGGGGGGGUGGAGAGCCGAAUGCCAGAGGGGCGAGUUCUGCCUCUGAAGCAACAACACUAA
Closterium sp. NIES-65 is the source of this 834-nucleotide messenger RNA. Lineage: Eukaryota; Viridiplantae; Streptophyta; Zygnematophyceae; Desmidiales; Closteriaceae. The record is from the annotation of a GenBank genome assembly.